Messenger RNA from Penicillium argentinense, 1791 nucleotides. Its product is annotated as ATP-binding cassette family ATPase ARB1. The record is from RefSeq and is a predicted model, not a curated record. Bases 1 to 1791 code for a protein of 596 amino acids. Gene Ontology annotation, molecular function: ATP binding; ATP hydrolysis activity. The transcript is spliced from 3 exons. Lineage: Eukaryota; Fungi; Ascomycota; Eurotiomycetes; Eurotiales; Aspergillaceae.
AUGGUUUCCGCCUCCAAGGCCGCCCGUAUGGCCAAGCGUGCCGACGAGAAGAAGACCAAGAAAGGCUCCAAGGCCGAUGAGCCCGAGGGCGAUGCUGCCGAGCAGCCCGCCACCACCGACGAGAAGAUGAAGGAGGUCGAGAAGCUCACAGCCCAGAUGGAUAAGCACGGUCUGUCCGAUCGUGUCACCACCGGUGUCCUGUCCUCGAUUCCCUCCUCCCGCGAUGCUAAGAUCACCUCCGCCUCCCUGGUGUUCCAUGGCAAGGUCCUCAUUACCGACUCCACCCUCGAGCUGAACUUCGGUCGCCGUUACGGUCUGCUUGGUGAGAACGGCUGCGGAAAGUCCACACUGCUCAAGUCCAUCGCUACCCGAGAGUUCCCCAUUCCCGAGCACAUCGAUAUCUACCUGCUGAACGAGGGUGCUCCCCCUACCGAUUUCGGUGCCCUUGAGUGGGUUGUCCGCGAGGCCCAGAACCAACUGGACAACAUGGAAAAGCGGGCCGAGGAGAUCCUGGAACAUGAAGGCCCUGAGAGCCCUAUCCUUGAGGAUCUGUACGACCGUAUGGACAAAAUGGAUCCCUCUACCUUCCACACCCGUGCUUCCCUGAUCUUGACUGGUCUGGGUUUCAACAAAACCACCAUCCACAAGAAGACCAAGGACAUGUCCGGUGGUUGGCGUAUGCGUGUCGCCCUGGCCAAGGCUCUGUUUGUCAAGCCUUCGCUGCUUCUGCUGGACGACCCCACUGCUCACUUGGAUUUGGAGGCCUGUGUGUGGCUGGAGGAGUACCUGAAGAAGUGGGAGCGCACCCUGGUUCUGGUGUCCCACUCCAUGGAUUUCCUGAACGGUGUCUGCACCAACAUGCUGGACAUGCGCGGCAAGGAGCUCCUCUACUACGGUGGUAACUACGACUCUUACCACAAGACCCGUAGCGAACAGGAGACCAACCAGAUGAAGGCCUACCACAAGCAGCAGGAGGAAAUCCAGCACAUCAAGAAGUUCAUUGCCUCCGCUGGUACCUACGCCAACUUGGUGCGUCAGGCCAAGUCUCGUCAAAAGAUUCUCGACAAGAUGGAGGCCGAUGGUUUCAUUCAGCCUGUCAUCCCCGACCGUGUCUUCACUUUCCGUUUCGCUGAGGUCGAGAAGCUGCCCCCCCCCCGUCCUUGGGAGGACACCCUGUACGAGCACCUCGACUUCGGUGUCGACAUGGACUCUCGUACCGCCCUGGUCGGCCCUAACGGUGUCGGCAAGUCCACUCUGCUGCGUUUGAUGACCGGCAAGCUGAGCCCCAUUGGUGGCCGUGUCUCCCGUCACACUCACCUGAAGCUCGGCAUGUAUAGCCAGCACUCCGCCGAGCAGCUUGACCUGACCAAGUCUGCUCUGGAGUUCGUCCGUGACAAGUUCCCCGAGAAGUCCCAGGACUACCAGUACUGGCGCCAGCAGCUGGGCCGCUACGGUCUCAGCGGUGAGUCCCAGACCGCCAUUAUGGGUACCCUGUCCGAGGGCCAGAAGAGCCGUAUCGUCUUCGCUCUGCUGGCCAUCGAGUCCCCCAACAUGAUCCUGCUGGACGAGCCUACCAACGGUCUUGAUAUCCCCACCAUUGACUCCCUGGCUGAUGCCAUCAACGCCUUCGACGGUGGUGUUGUCGUCGUGUCUCACGAUUUCCGUCUGCUUGACAAGAUCGCCAAGGACAUCAUGGUUUGCGAGCACAAGACCGUCCGUCGCUGGGACGGCACCAUUGGCGCCUACAAGAACUACUUGCGCAACAAGAUGGUGGAUGCCGGUGCUGUCUAA